UAUGUUGUUGUCCACAGAUGCUUUGACGAAAUGGCAUGAGCACGACUAGGAUGGAGCGGGCCGGCCGGCGCAGCAAGGCCGGCUCGCUGAGCGGUCUGUCCGGUGGUUUGGGCAGCACGCCGGGCGCGGGCGUGCGCCGCCAACGCUCGCUGGAGUGGGGCGGCGACCGCUACAGUAGCAGCGACGAUGACCGUCCUCCGCAGCCACCGCCGCUCGCCGAUAGAGUCUUCGCUUCACUUCUUGCUCAAGCCACGCAGCAGUUUGAUAAUGAGCAGCGUCGUAUUUACGGGUCUGAGUGCGGAGAGGAGCCACCGCGCUACGUCAGCAGCCCGCAGCGACAAGCCUCGCCGUUUCCGCUCGAGAGCACCGGCCGGAGAUACUUACGGAGGAACAGGAACUCCAAAGGUGAAGAGCUGUUCUCGGCGGAAGCAAGCGGGACGCUGUCGAGGCGAGGGCGCCGCUCCGAGGAGUUUGCGCACGACAACAAGGCGAGACACCGACUUGAUAACGGUACGAGUAUUUCAAAAUAUUUAGAUCAUGCAGCGAGCGAACGCGAAAGCAACUCUCCGCCUGAGCCGGCACCGCCUGAGGUGCCUCCGCGCGGGCCUUCGCUGCACGUGACGCUGCGCCACCGGCCCGCGCCCAGCGAUCAGCCCGUCGACCCUGACCGACUGUAUCUGUCUGAAGAAUUCGUAAUGUCGGAGGGCGGGCACGGCGCGGCCGCGUUCCCGGCGCGCUCGCCCAUGUCCAGCUCCACCACCGGACACUCGAGCUCCAGCCAUCACAGGACUCCCCCAGAAGCACUCGGCUCCAACUGCACCGAGCUGCAACUGGAGCCAGGAGAACGAGCUGUAGCUCAUCACAAGCUGCAUUCAACUAACUUCAUUCAAAAAUUUCGGUGCCUGGUUACUCAACAAUAA
Cydia strobilella is the source of this 920-nucleotide messenger RNA. RefSeq lists its product as uncharacterized. The record is from RefSeq and is a predicted model, not a curated record. The coding region runs from base 36 to 920 and encodes 294 amino acids. NCBI's taxonomy places the organism in Eukaryota, Metazoa, Arthropoda, Insecta, Lepidoptera, Tortricidae. The transcript is spliced from 6 exons.